Quercus lobata is the source of this 585-nucleotide messenger RNA. RefSeq lists its product as uncharacterized. NCBI's taxonomy places the organism in Eukaryota, Viridiplantae, Streptophyta, Magnoliopsida, Fagales, Fagaceae. The transcript has a single exon. The record is from RefSeq and is a predicted model, not a curated record. The coding region runs from base 1 to 585 and encodes 194 amino acids.
AUGUCUGUGGCUCAGCUCUCCACCAAGGACAACGAUCAGGAAUCCAAAAGGUCUGAGAAGGAAGCCUCACCUAUGCUGGGAUUAUCGGACAAGGAUAAGAUUGGAACCAUCCAACCACAUGACGAUGCUUUGGUAGUUACACUUAGGUUUGGGGGGUUUGAUGUGAAGAGAGUACUAGUAGACGAAGGCAGUGCUGUAGAAGUAAUGUACCCUGAUCUAUACAAGGGGCUAAACCUAAAGCUCGAGGACCUAACGGCAUAUGAUUCCCUUUUGGUAAGUUUCAAAUGGAAGACUGUUACACCAAAGGGACAGAUCAGACUGCCUAUACAAACUAGUUCAGACAUGGUGGAGAUAGAUUUCAUUGUGGUCGACGCCUACUCACUGUACACAGUCAUAGUGGCCAGACCUUGGCUCCACGCCCUAGGAGCUGUUUCUUCUACACUUCAUCAAAAGGUGAAAUACCCGUCAGAGGGCCAAGUAAAGGAGAUUAUAGGAAAUCAAGUCAUGGCUAGACAAUGCAUGGUGGCUGCCAUCUCAUGCCAAUCUAAUGCAAAAUCCUCGGCCUCUAUAAGAAAGGACUUAUAG